AGUGCUCCCGCUUCGCCGCCGGGGGAGGGCGGGCUUGCUUCCCGAGAGCGUGUUCGCAUCGAUCGCGAGCAAGUAGCGAUUGCUUUGGUCUGUUGUUUAGGUAUGGCGCCCGCGAGGCUGCGAAGAGGCCGCAGGAACCCGGGUUAGGGUCUCGUUCGGUGCUGACCGCUGCCCACGGUCGAGUUGGCUAUGGGGGAGCCAGAUUUCCUGGUCACGGGAGGCUGUAUCGGUGGCCGGAGCUGGUGCUUGCGGCGGGUGGGGAUGAACGCCGAGUGGCUGCUGCUGGAGGAUGGGCGAGAGGUGACUGUAGGACGAGGAUUUGGUGUUACAUACCAGUUGGUAUCAAAAAUCUGCCCUCUGAUGAUUUCUCGAAACCACUGUGUUUUGAAGCAGAAUCCUGAGGGCCAGUGGACAAUUAUGGACAAUAAGAGUCUGAAUGGUGUUUGGCUGAACGGAGAACGUCUGGAACCUUUAAAGGUCUAUUCCAUCCAUAAAGGAGACCACAUCCAGCUUGGAGUGCCUCUGGAAAGUAAAGAGAAUGCAGAGUAUGAAUAUGAAGUUACUGAAGAAGACUGGGAGAGAAUAUAUCCCUGUCUUUUCCCAAAGGAUGAUCAGAUGAUAGAAAAAAAUAAGAAUUUGAGAACUAAAAGGAAAUUUAGUUUGGAUGAGGGUUCUGGAGCUGAAGGACCCUCAAAUCUGAAAUCCAAAAUAAAAGUGUCUUAUAAAACUGGUCAGCUAGUGAAGUCGCAUGGAAAAGGUGAAGUGUCCAACCAACUCUCUGAAUGUUUGGAUCCUAAGUUGACUUCUCUUGAGCCAAAUGAAAAGAACACAGAGACUCAUGUUUAUUCUGGCCUCCCAGAAGUCAUAGAGCUUCAUCAUAAGCAGAAAGCCUCAAACCCUUCAACAUCUCAGAGCAGCUUAGAGCUCUUUAAGGUGACCAUGUCCAGGAUUCUGAAGCUGAAAACACAGAUGCAUGAACAACAGUUGGCAGUUCUGAAUGUAAAAAAGCAGACUCCAAAGGGGAACUCAAAGAAAAUUGUGAAAAUGGAGCAGGAACUGCAGGACUUACAGUCUCAGCUAUGUGCAGAGCAGGCACAGCAGCAGGCAAGAGUGGAGCAGCUGGAGAAGACCUUCCAGGAGGAGGAGCAGCAUCUCCAGGUAGCGCGCAGGAGGGAAAGCGAGGGUGCCUUCGGUGGGCAGGGCUUGGAGAAAGAGCAGGGAGAAGAGGACCUGAAGCAACAGCUGGCCCAGGCUCUACAGGAGCAUCGGGCCCUAAUGGAAGAGCUAAAUCGUAGCAAGAAGGACUUUGAAGCAAUCAUUCAAGCCAAAAACAAAGAAUUGGAGCAGACCAAGGAAGAGAAGGAGAAGGUGCAAGCACAGAAGGAGGAAGUUCUUAGCCACAUGGCUGAUGUGUUGGAGAAUGAGCUCCAGUGUAUUAUUUGCUCAGAAUACUUCAUUGAGGCUGUUACCUUGAACUGUGCCCACAGUUUCUGUUCCUACUGUAUCAAUGAAUGGAUGAAGCGAAAGAUAGAAUGCCCCAUUUGUCGGAAGGACAUCGAGUCCAAAACCCACUCCCUGGUUCUAGACAAUUGCAUUAAUAAAAUGGUAGAUAAUCUGAGCUCAGAAGUGAAAGAACGACGAAUUGUCCUCACUAGUGAAAGAAAAGCAAAGAGACUGUCCUGAAGACCAUGCUGUAAGGGCAUUUGAAAGACUGUCAGGCAGUGGGAGCUUGGAAUGGUCUGGAGGAUUCUCUGGAUGCGACUCAGCCACUCUGGAGGUCAUCUGAGGAGCCCUGUGGGGCAGAGAGUGAGUUAGGAAGCCCUCCCUCACUCACCAUCCACAUUGGCCAGCCCUGUUGCCAUCACUGUCGGGAGAACCACCAGGGCUUACUGCACUGACUGCUUCAGGGUACUUCAUAGACUUUGCUUCACUGUGCGUUGAAUUGGUUAUUUGGGUUCUGUUCUGUUUUUUUAAUUUGUUCUUGUUAUUUUGAUACCUCAGAAGCAACUUUGUUGACAUUUGUUUUGGACAGAUUGAGUGUACUCCAUGGCUGCCUGUGACUGCAGCCUCUAUUUUGAGAGGAUGGCUAACCUCUUCUUUGUGAAAACAGUAUGUCAUUUCCUGGAAAUAAAAUGUUAAAACCUGUCAGUUGC
Messenger RNA from Nycticebus coucang (slow loris), 2153 nucleotides. It is a transcript of the gene RNF8, whose product is annotated as ring finger protein 8. Gene Ontology annotation, cellular component: site of double-strand break; cytosol; nucleus. Gene Ontology annotation, molecular function: histone binding; ubiquitin protein ligase activity. The record is from RefSeq and is a predicted model, not a curated record. The transcript has 8 exons. Gene Ontology annotation, biological process: double-strand break repair; ubiquitin-dependent protein catabolic process; protein K48-linked ubiquitination. The coding region runs from base 190 to 1683 and encodes 497 amino acids. NCBI's taxonomy places the organism in Eukaryota, Metazoa, Chordata, Mammalia, Primates, Lorisidae.